CGACAAUCUGUACUGUGACUGAAUCGUUCAUCAUUCCACUGACAGUGAAUGCUAAAGCAACACCCAGAAUUCCUCCUCUUUUAAGUGCCAGCGAGUUUUGCUUCGCGGAAUUGCUUCAAAUACGCAUUAUCAUCUACUCAAAAUCAUUGGCUGUGCAAUCGCCAAUUACGCUCAGAGCGUGAUUACGAUUACCAUUCUUUUCGAUCAGCAUCUCGUUCAAUUUCACACACUCUAACCAUGGGAGGAAGACGACGCGAGCGAAUAACACGGUGUAUCAGUGUUCUCCAGACAGGGCAGCAUGAUGUGGCUACCAAGCCGAUCGAUCCCGCCGUUGAGGAACGGCAUUUAAUCCUUUUUCAAAAUUCUCCACACUACGAGUCGUCUUCCUCGUUGGCGCGAAGUGAUUCGACUACGACCACAGAUCACAUUCUCGAUCGCAUACAGUUCAAGAACGACAGAAAGACUGUUUCCUUCGCUAGCAUUGAGAUUCGCAACUACAGCAUUGUGUUUGGUGAUCACCCCUACUGCAACGAUGGGUUACCACUCAGUCUCGGUUGGGACUUUGACGGAAUCAAUCUAUUGUCGCUCGACACGUACGAAGCAACUCGUGCGCCUCGCAGGAGUCGGCGGGAAUUGCGCAUGAGUUGCGAAGAGCGUCGGCAGUUACUUUCUGAAGACGGAGUCUCCGAAGGCGAGAUUCGCCGGGCGCAGCGCAAAAUGCAUCGUGCCCGAAGUUGCAGCGCGAAGCUUUGCGAGAAAAUGACCGAGUCUUUCUUUCGUGAUGAGCCAAAACUGAUACAAAGUCAACCUAAUAUGAGAAAGGAGUAGAAUCUGUGCAUAUUCUUCCUCUUUUGGAGCUAUGAAUUUAUUGAACAAAGCAAACAAACGAUAAAUUUUGUUGCACAU
Phaeodactylum tricornutum CCAP 1055/1 is the source of this 906-nucleotide messenger RNA. RefSeq lists its product with no specific name. The transcript has a single exon. The record is from RefSeq and is a predicted model, not a curated record. NCBI's taxonomy places the organism in Eukaryota, Bacillariophyta, Bacillariophyceae, Surirellales, Neidiaceae. Bases 238 to 828 code for a protein of 196 amino acids.